CUGGUCAUUUCCAAAUUAUAUAGAACAUCUGUGCCAAAUUACAGCUUUAUUUUAUUUUUAUCCGGGUUGGACCGUUUUUAUAUCUAAUCCCACUACACUAUAAGCUAAGUAUAUACUCAUAUCUGUACCUUGACAACCAACGGUGAAAAUGGCAUUUUUUAAUAUCUGUAAUUGAUUUGCGAGUUGUUGUGCGGGAUCGUUUCCUGGCAAUAAGAAUGUUGCCUUUCACAUCUUUAAUUAACGCAGUUCUCCGGAUAAAAACCCGAUAUGGUUAAAAUCACUGUAUUAAUCUACUUGACUGGCUUUAAUCACUUCAACUUAAUGAUUUCACUCUGCCAGAGUACUAUUGAAACUAGAUCUAACACAACAGAAUCAUUGUUUCUGAUGAAUUUUUUUUCAAACCAACAUAAUAUGUUGUAAUAACACACUGAAUGGUGUUUAUCUUAGGGAACUGGAAAGAGCAAGCUUUCAUCCAAUUAAAUUUUGCACGCGUGACAAAUGAAGUUCAAACAACCUGCACCUUGAGAUAGGGGUUUAUAGAACAGCAGACGAUGUUUGACGAUUAAAGUCUCGUCGCGAACUGUUGCUAUCUUAGUCGACAGAAAUGCAUACCAUAUUUGUAUUCAGCCUCGUGAUUUUGAUUCAAACUGUAUGCGUUGCAGGAUUUCAAAAUCCAGAUUUACAUUGGAAGUUUGACAAGGCAACGUCUAAAGGCUUUACAAGAGAAGAAAAUGUGUCAUCAUUGACCAUCAACCUUGGGUAUCUCUUCAAUGGAACAAAGAUUAGUAGUAUCGAAAAAUGGUAUGCUGCAAACUUCAGUGGAAACUAUUCAGGAGUCUUAAUUUCAAAUGUGACAAACAGUUGUAUUCUUAAUCCAGAAUCUUGUCGAUCUGGAUUUUCAAUUAGUUUUCACAUAAAAUGGCCUCGAUACCUAAACGAAACAGGAGUCGGCCAUGUCAUUUCCUCUGCAAAUUUCAGCAUUUACAGCACAUUCGAUGGCAAACUGAUCACAAGUCUUUGGAAUGGAUCUCACGAGUGGCAUGUUGUCUAUAAGAGGAACACGACAAAAUAUGGCUGGACAUGUUUUGUCGCUUCCUGGGAUCGUUUCACGCUGCAGUUACUUUCAAAUCGGAGUUUAGCAGCGUUCGUAUCAUCUAAUAUGACAAAAUUCCACCUUUCAAAAUUCGGAAGUAAGAGAACGAACUAUUCUAUGGCACACGAAGCUCUUCCGAGGCAAAUACUGAUAGGAACCAGCACGAAAUCAGCAGUAAAUUGUCUAAAAAUGUUUUUUGACGAUCUAAAGAUUUGGAACAUUGCAAUACGAAGAAAUGAGUCAAAAAAGGCUUGCAUACGGGCUACCAUCGCCAGUGAACAUCGAGAAGAAAGAUACGAGUAUCCAACGCAGAUUUAUACCUCAAUAAGAUUCGCCAACAAAGCGUUGAGGGGAUUUGUAAUGGAAAGAUGGAUUACCAUAACGAGUCUGUCCGAAUGCAUUGAGAGAUGCAAGAAGAAUAAGUUGUGCAAGUCGUUUAAUAUUGGUCAAGUGCAUUCACAUUUGGUUUGUGAGUUGAACAGCCAGAGAGAGAAGGCCCAUGGCAUUCACCUGAUAGACCGAGAGGACUAUUACUACUACGAUGUCUAUUGGGGCAACGAAAACGUGUGACAGUGACGCAGAAUCGCCAGUAGAGAAUGGGUCGAGGCGAACAUUUAAGAGAGUACAUGUGCCCCAUGCCCGUCAAAGAGUGUUAAUAAUCUGCCAAAGAUAGGGUAGCAGAGUUUUGCCUGGUUGUCUUUCUGACAUAUUUUGUGCUACUUUUCCCAUCACAUCGCAUCAAUAUUUUGUGCAUGUAAUGAGCCUUUGACAGGCUACCUUCAAUUCUUUGCAUGCUCAGAAAAACCAGAGUUUAUAGUAGCUUCUUGUUUAAAUUAAUAUUAGAAAGUGUAUAGCUUCUUCUCAAAAUUAUAUUCCUUUUCUCGCAGAAGAAUGCCCUUUCUGUAUAAACGCAACGUUUUAAAGGACAGUUAAUAAAAUUAUGUAUAUUAUUAUCCAGUAUCUACAAUUUAAACUCCUCCAUUUCCAGUUCACAAGAUGAGUUAUAGGCUCAAGGAAGACCCUCUUCAACGUGCUGAUUCUUUGUUUAAUUUUGUUGCAUAAAUUAUCAAAUAAUCAAAUCUUUUUUCCAUAUAAAUGAUAAGCAAACACGACGCAUUCGUUGAGCGCAGUUGCUUUUUAAGAUUAAAGACGAAGUCGAAGCGAAAGUGAUAUUUGUGCCAUAUUGAAAUUGUGUUCAAAGUAUGAUAGUCUCUGAUAUGUGAGCUACAUCAAUGCGAAUGAAAGUACCUAAUAAUGUGAUAAUUGCUGUAGGCUGCAGAUGGACCUGAAGUAAAAUGUAUUUGUCCAAGAAUUUGGUUUUUAUUUAUGUGCUUUAAAUCUUUUCCGAAAAAUUACACCAUGUAAACAAUUGAUGCCCCUCUAACGCUAAACACCUUGGGCACAGUGCCCAGUGACCUGUUGUUAAUAUGGAAUUGGCUUCCUGAUAACUAGUGACUUUCACGCUGAGAGUUUGACUCAAAUAAAGAAAAUUGUGGCUACAGGGCUGCAUAAAGAGAGCCUAAGUUCUUGCUUACAUCUGGCAAAAUUGAAACGAUAUGAGUGAGCUUGCAUCUCGCAUUUGCAAAGAGCACCAGCGAAAGCACCUGCAAUUGCUUGGUUUUCUUGUCAUCUAAAUAUCUUUCCAAUGUUUUCAAAGCUUAUGACAUUUGUUGUUUUGACAAUUUUUUUUUAAGGAAGUCAUGUCUCCAACAUAAUGAAAUAAUGAAACUGCCAUGGAUUAAGGUACCACGGUUUAAAUUGUUUGAUCAAAAUUACACAAUGUAACUACUGUGAA
Rhopilema esculentum is the source of this 2888-nucleotide messenger RNA. RefSeq lists its product as uncharacterized. NCBI's taxonomy places the organism in Eukaryota, Metazoa, Cnidaria, Scyphozoa, Rhizostomeae, Rhizostomatidae. The record is from RefSeq and is a predicted model, not a curated record.